Molecule: messenger RNA, 1548 nt
Organism: Cylindrotheca closterium
Lineage: Eukaryota; Bacillariophyta; Bacillariophyceae; Bacillariales; Bacillariaceae
Source: the annotation of a GenBank genome assembly
AUGACAUCAAUCAAUCCACCCACAAUAUUAAGUGCCAAUGGUACUCUGUCAACGACAUGGAGUCUGGAAUCCGCUACUGUAUCCAUUCCCAAUAGCAACAUUGAAAUAACCUCUCGGCUGUUCAAUGGCCAGUUGCCGGGAGCAACCCUUCGAAUCCAACCGGGAGAUACCCUAAAGAUCAACUUUCAGAAUUUGUUGACUGACAAUAAUGGUGCGCUUGGUUAUGUCCACAAUACCUACUCGGCAGCCGACGAGACCAACCUUCACUUUCAUGGACUCCAUGUGUCAGGAGAGUUGCCUUCCGACGAUGUCACCCAUGUGGUUGGACCAGGAGAAUCGUAUGAUUACAUGACUACACUACCGGAUUCGCACUUGCCCGGAACCCAUUGGAUGCAUCCUCAUCGACAUGGAUCCACAAGCUUGCAAGUGGGUGCUGGUGCCGCUUCGGCCAUUGUUGUGGAAGACCCGCCAGACUUUCUUCCAGACCAAAUUGCCAAUGCCCCCGAGGUCAUGUUUAUGGCCCAAUAUUUUCAUGUCAAUGAACUGAAUCGAAUCCAAGAGCAAUCCAACGACCAGCUAACGAACAUCCGAAAUGCACCAUCCAAUGAAUUUACCUUGGUCAAUGGUGCCUUGCAACCAACCAUUUCCAUCAAUCCAGGAGAAUGGACUCGAUUUCGCAUCAUUUGGUCCCAGUGGCGCAAUGGGAAUUUGGAUUUUAGCAUUGUUGCACAAGGCGGGUGUGAAAUGCAAUUGCUGGCCAAGGAUGGAAUUUACAUUCGAGAUUACCCCCGUGCCAUUGACAUGGCUCCCAUUGUACCCGGAGGUCGUGCCGAUAUCAUGGUAAGAUGCCGCGAUCCGUCCACAUACUAUUCCAUUUCGGGACAAGGUGGAACCUUGGCGACCAUUGUGACCACUGACGUUGAAGUGGAAUCGUCCGACUUGGAAGCCUGGGAACCACCCUACCCGGCCUAUUUGAGUGAUUUGCGAGGAGCCACCGUGAGUCCUGGUUGCAGCUGUACCACGGAAUUCGAUGGGACUGACACGGUAAAUGGAAUUGCCUUUGAGUAUGGGCUUACGUUGCACACUUCCUAUUUGGGCGCCGUUGUGGAACGUGUCAUGGGUGGGCAAGCCAAUGAGCAUCCCUACCAUCAACAUGUGUAUCCCUUUCAACUGACAACUGGAUACAACAAUAAUCGUGAUGCAUACAAUCAAAUUGGAGAUUGGCAUGAUGUUGUUAUGGGGGAUGGGACCAUUCGAUACUCUCCAACAGAGUUUACUGGAAAACUUAUGGUCCAUUGCCAUCGACUGAUUCAUGAAGAUUUGGGAAUGAUGGCAAUGGAGCAGGUUGGGGAGCAAGAAGGAGGAACUUGUUCGUGUACCGCUGCUCCUGGAUUGGGAUUGGGUGCUAUCAUUGGGAUUGCUGCUGGAGCUGUCCUCAUAGUGGCAAUAAUCGUUGGAUUCUGCGUGUAUCGCCGCAAGCGUCGAAUUCGUGCCGCGGCCGAGGUUGCCGAUAACAAUGAUCUAGAACUACUAGAGACAGAAAAGUAA